GGAAAUAAUAAAUAAAUUGGGAAGGCCUUACUAGUAUUUUGGAGCUGUUCUUUACUUUUCCCCAUUCAGACUUGUCUUCUCGCUUCAAUCAAAUCCUAGUGAUAAAAGAUCCAAAAUAAAUCGCGAUGCUGGGUGUUUUAAGGCGGAAAGCCGCUUCUGGCGCUUCAUCUGUUUCGGUUUACGGAAAAUCAUUCAACAAUCUGAAACCUGCUGUAUCUGCACCACGAGCGAGCUCUGCUGUUCCAGAAGAGAUCAUUCACUACACCAGGGGACUUGGCAAUGUUCGAACCUUCUGUCACCUGCCUUUGGCUGGUCGCACAAUGUCUUUGGUGCCAAAGAGAGAAGUUGUAGGCUAUCUUCAGCAAGAUGUUAACAUGCAGAUUUGGAGCAGAUCAUUCAGUUCAAAUGCUGAUGGUGAUACUGUUGAAGCUGUAGUACCAUAUAUGGGUGAAUCUAUAACCGAUGGCACAUUAGCAGUUUUCUUGAAAAAAGUUGGAGAUAGAGUAGAAGUUGAUGAAGCAAUUGCUCAGGUUGAAACAGACAAGGUCACUAUUGAUGUCAAUAGUCCUGAAGCAGGUGUAAUCCAAGAGUUUAUAGCUAAGGAAGGAGAUACUGUAGAACCUGGUGCUAAGGUCGCAAUCAUAUCUAAAUCUGGUGAAGGUGCGACUCAUGUUGCACAUUCUGAUGAAAAACCAGCUGAAAAGGCUCCACCACCACCUCCUCCUGCAGAAGAGAAAAAGGAGAAGCCAACUCCUAAAGUCGAAACAACUCCUGUUGCACAAAAGCCUAAAGAAAGUCCUCCCCCUCCCCCCAAACCCUCAGCUACAGAAUUGCACUUGCCCCCUAAGGAAAGAGAAAGACGAGUGGCUAUGACGAGACUUAGGAAACGAGUUGCCACCCGAUUGAAGGAUUCUCAAAACACGUUUGCAUUGCUGACAACAUUUAAUGAAGUUGACAUGACUAAUUUGAUGAAACUUCGUUCUGAUUACAAAGAUGCAUUUGCUGAAAAACAUGGAGUGAAGCUGGGAUUGAUGUCCGGAUUUGUGAAGGCGGCUAUCAGUGCUUUACAGAAGCAGCCAAUAGUGAAUGCUGUUAUUGAUGGUGAUGACAUCAUCUACAGAGACUACGUAGAUAUUAGCAUAGCUGUUGGUACCCCCAAGGGUCUUGUUGUUCCGGUUCUCCGUAAUGCUGAAAACAUGAAUUUUGCUGAGGUUGAAAAGGGGAUCAACUCUCUUGCCAAGAAGGCCACUGAAGGCACAAUAUCGAUUGAUGAGAUGGCUGGUGGAACAUUCACCAUUUCCAACGGUGGUGUCUAUGGAAGUCUUCUCAGUACUCCCAUCAUCAACCCUCCUCAGUCUGCAAUAUUGGGAAUGCACUCGAUAGUGAGCCGUCCAAUGGUGGUUGGAGGUAACAUAGUUCCGAGGCCAAUGAUGUACAUUGCACUGACAUACGACCAUAGGCUGAUUGACGGGAGAGAGGCGGUCUUCUUUUUGAGAAGAAUCAAAGAUGUGGUGGAAGACCCUCGUAGAUUGCUGUUGGAUGUUUGAAAAUAAAUCUGAUGCAGCUUGAUGAAGGGUGCUUGGAUUUUAUUAUAUAUUGAAUACUAUGCUUGAGUGAAUCAAUCAAUACCAACGAGUUUUUGGUGGUCAAAAUAAAUGCACGAUAUUUUUUAAAAAGUUUUGUAGUGUUUUUAUUAUUGCUUCUUCGUCGGACUGGAAGCUGUCGUUGUUUGCAGCUAUAUUUGAGAUGGCGGAUCUUGUCUGAAUACAGACUCUGAAGGUUUUUCCAUUUUCUCGGUAUCGAAACAAAUCCAAUGUUUUUUCUUUAUAUAUAUAGUGCAACUGUGUUUGAUAAUAACACUGACAAGUGUGCCUAUAAGGUUGAAUGAUUUGAUUUGUGUAAAUCACGAACACGAUGGUUCUAAUUUUCGGGUUUUCGGGUCUU
Messenger RNA from Erythranthe guttata (spotted monkey flower), 1944 nucleotides. RefSeq names its product dihydrolipoyllysine-residue succinyltransferase component of 2-oxoglutarate dehydrogenase complex 1, mitochondrial. Gene Ontology annotation, molecular function: dihydrolipoyllysine-residue succinyltransferase activity. The record is from RefSeq and is a predicted model, not a curated record. Lineage: Eukaryota; Viridiplantae; Streptophyta; Magnoliopsida; Lamiales; Phrymaceae. Gene Ontology annotation, cellular component: mitochondrion; oxoglutarate dehydrogenase complex. Gene Ontology annotation, biological process: tricarboxylic acid cycle.